Mytilus trossulus (common blue mussel) is the source of this 6256-nucleotide messenger RNA. Its product is annotated as multiple epidermal growth factor-like domains protein 6. The transcript has 38 exons. The record is from RefSeq and is a predicted model, not a curated record. Bases 396 to 5453 code for a protein of 1685 amino acids. Lineage: Eukaryota; Metazoa; Mollusca; Bivalvia; Mytilida; Mytilidae. Gene Ontology annotation, molecular function: calcium ion binding; protein binding; scavenger receptor activity.
CAUUUACUUCAAUACAUUAUGUGUUCUUCAAUACUUGAAGUAAGACAGUAGCAUAGAUUAGCCUAGCUUGUUUAUUUUUGUCCUCAAACCAGGUGUAAUAUAGAAUAUUUACACUACAACGAUUUAGUCAGUACUUAUUUAAUGUGAGGCAAUCAUAGUCACUUUAAAUUUUCUGUCACAUGGAGUUUUUAAUAGGAUAAAAAAUAUUGGGAAAAUGACAGACCGGUAUAAAUAAAAUUGUACUUGUGCGGUAUUGGAAAAAAAGUUUUGAACUUUCGAAAUGUUAAGUGUAUUUAAUAUUCAAAUUCGUAGUUAUUAAUAUGUUGAUUGCAUGAGAUUAGGAGAAGUGUGAUUAGAUUAGUUCAAGAUAGUGGAUUAGUAUAUAUUGUGAUAAAAUGGAUAAUUUAAUUUCACUUAGUUGGAUUUUAAUAUUUUUUUCCUGUAACUGGGAUUUAGUACCUGCACCAAACUACGAACAAUAUAGAUUACGACCUGGCAUGCCAAAUGUGUGUCCUUAUCAAGAUGUACAAAUGAUAUUAGUUAGAGUCCCAUGUGUUCAAAGGUAUACCAGAAUGGUUAAAGUAUGGAAACCAAAUUGUGGAGGUACAAAAAAGUGGUGCAUAGGCCAUGAACGAAGAACCCAUUACUACAAGACAACGAGACAGCGAUAUCAGCACCAGUACGUCACACGGUAUAAAUGUUGUCAUGGCUGGCAGGAAGUCAAUGGUCUUGGCUGCAUGUUUCGGCAAUGUGAUCCAAACUCAUGCUACAAUGGUGGUACAUGUUAUGGUGGUUAUGAUCAGAGAUGUAGAUGUACACCAAACUUUGAAGGCACAAGAUGUCAACAUGAUGUUGACGAAUGUCGAGUAAACAACGGGAACUGCGAACAUAAAUGCUUCAAUUCCAUUGGUUCAUUUUACUGUGGUUGUCAUGAAGGUUUCCAGUUGGCAGAAGAUGAUAAAAGAUGUGUUGAUAUUGAUGAAUGUUCAACGAAAAAUGGCGGAUGUCAACACAAAUGUCAAAACAGCCAUGGUGGCUUUAUUUGUCUUUGUCCAGACGGAUAUCGCCUGCAUGCCGAUGGCAGAACAUGUAUUGACAACUCAAUUUCAAUUAUUAACAAUACUGUGGAAGAAUACGCACCCAGCAAAAGGAAAGAACCACAAUUUGUUUCCGGUAAUGCAAUAAAUCCUCAAGCUUAUGGAUAUAAACCACGUUAUAAAGAUAGAUCAUAUAUUAAAAUUGUGGACCUGCGCGUGAAGGCUGUUUCUGGAUGUACCAGAAACCAAGGAGGAUGUGAUCAUAUCUGUGUCGACAGUUAUAACGGUCAUUUCUAUUGUCGGUGUCGAGAAGGUUACCAACUACAGUCUGACGGGAAAUCAUGUAGAGUGUCUAAUCCUUGUCGUGCAUCAAAUGGUGGAUGUGACCAUAUAUGUAAAAAUGACAACGGUAGAGCCUCUUGUCACUGUCGGGAUGGAUAUACGAUUUCUAGAGAUAGCAGAAAGUGUCUAGACAUCGAUGAAUGCACUAAUGAAAAUGGAGGUUGUACACAGUCCUGUAUCAAUACUGCCGGUUCUUUUAAGUGUACCUGUACACCAGGGUACCAGUUAGGUGUAGACGGUAGAGCUUGUUACAGAAUAGAAUUAGAAUUGGUAGACAGUUGUGCUAUACAAAAUGGAGGUUGUGCUCAUAAAUGUCGUCAUGGUGAUAAAGGUCCCGUAUGUUCCUGCAGGAAAGGAUACUUCUUACAAGCUGAUGAAAAGUCGUGUGCAGACAGAGAUGAGUGUGGAUUAGGGGAGGACUGUUGUACACAAUUAUGUAAUAAUAAACCUGGUGGAUACUCGUGUGGAUGUCGAACUGGAUUUGUACUAAACCAUGAUGGAUGUGUAUGCGAUGAUGUUGAUGAAUGUUUGAAUGACAAUGGCGCAUGUGAACAAAUAUGCGUGAACUCAGAAGGUUCCUAUAGUUGUGCAUGUAAAGAAGGAUUUCGAUUGGCUCAAGAUAGACGUAGAUGUCUCCUUUUAACCCCAGUGACUCCAGCUCCCACUUUGGGACCUGGUCGUGGUGACCUUCCAGAUAUUAGAUUUGACACCACACCUAAAGCUGUAAUUCCAAUCACGGAAUCAGAACAUUUAAGAGAUGCAGUUAUUCAGAGUAAAAUUACAUUUGAAUGCCGACUAGGAACAUUUGGUGACGAAUGCGAGUAUGACUGUUACAAUUGUCAGAAUGAUGCAAGAUGCACUGCAGAGAAAGAUGGAUGCAUUUGUACAACUGGCUGGAUAGGUCCGAUCUGCAACGAUACAUGUCCAAAGGGACAUUUUGGAGAUGGUUGUAAUGCUUUAUGUACCUGUCAGAACGGCGGGUCAUGUGAUGCUGUUUCUGGUGUUUGUAUUUGUCCACCAGGGGUCAAGGGAGACAACUGUGAGGAUGGUUGCCCACCUGGGUACUACAAACAAAACUGUGACCAAAAAUGUCCGACACAUUGUCCUAACGGGUUUUGUAAUCGAAUUUUUGGUUUUUGUGAAUGUGGUGUUGGAUUUUUCGGACCAUCGUGUAACCAUCCAUGUCCAGAAUGGACUUUUGGAGCAAAUUGUUUGGAACAGUGUACAUGUCAUCAUGAAAAUACAGAGACAUGUGAUAAUAAGAUUGGAAAAUGUAUAUGUAAACCUGGAUUGCAUGGUAAGAAUUGCGACCAAAAAUGUGAAGAUGGUUUCUAUGGAAGGCAGUGUCAACAGCAGUGUAAUUGUCCCACAUCCUUUAAAUGUGACCAUGUGACCGGAACAUGCCUUUAUAACUGCCCAGCUGGUUGGAUUGGAGCAAGAUGUGAUCAAAGUUGUCCAAAGGGUAAAUAUGGAAAACAUUGUAAACAUAGUUGUGAUUGUCGAGGAAGUCCGUGUAAUCCAGAAACGGGCCAUUGCGUCUGUGAGGCAGGAAAACGUGGGAAACAUUGUAAACAUAAAUGUCACCCUGGAAGUUGGGGAGUAAACUGUAUGAAGAAAUGUCGCUGUCAAAAUGACGCAAAAUGUGACGCUGAAACUGGCGAAUGUAUUUGCGCGGAUGGCUGGUUCGGACGAGAAUGCGAAGAAGUUUGCCCUCAGGGAAGAUUUGGUGCUCAAUGUCUCUCUAGAUGUCAGUGUGAGAAUAAAGCAUACUGUGAUCCUAUGAAUGGGAAAUGUAACUGCACUGCUGGCUGGCAAGGCCAAACCUGUGAUAGAGAAUGUCAUCCUGGUACUUUUGGAGCAAAUUGCGCUCAAAAGUGCGACUGUCACACUAGUGCCGAAUGUGAUCCUGUUAUAGGAGAGUGUGUCUGCGCUCCGGGCUGGAGAGGAUCAAGAUGUAGCGAAAAAUGCAAAGAAGGAACAUAUGGACCCGGUUGUACACAGGAAUGUAAAUGUACGAACGGAGCAAUGUGCGAUCAUAUAAGUGGUGCCUGUGUGUGUUCGUCUGGAUGGAGAGGAAAGUUCUGUACUAAGGCAUGUCCAGAUGGAUUUUAUGGAAUUGACUGCAAGAAAGCUUGUGACUGCGGAAAUGAAGCUGAAUGUAGUCAUGUUGAUGGCAAAUGUGCGUGUGCGCCUGGUUGGAUGGGAGAGAGAUGUAGGAAGAGUUGUCCACCUGGAACGUAUGGUCAGGACUGUACAGAAACCUGUGUAUGUCAUAACAAUGGUACAUGUGAUCCUGUUAGUGGAACAUGUAUAUGUUCGUCUGGAUGGAAAGGAACCACGUGUGAAGAAGGUUGUCCGCCAGGCUUUUAUGGUACUAACUGUUUGUAUCGAUGCUUCUGUAUGAAUGAUGCAAAAUGUGACAACAUCAAUGGAAAAUGUAAUUGUCCGAAUGGAUACACAGGAAAGGCAUGCGAAUUAGGUUGUGAUAAUUUCCACUAUGGACCUAACUGUGCCCUGGAUUGUGGUUGUGUUAACAGCGAAUCAUGUGAUCGAUUUAGCGGUAAAUGUAGCUGUAGUCCAGGUUAUCGUGGUGAAAAAUGUGAUCAGGCGUGUCCUAAAGGUUUCUUUGGUGACAAUUGUAUAGAAACAUGUGACUGCCACAACAACGCCACAUGUAACCAUGAGAACGGAGAAUGUAUCUGUAAACCAGGAUGGAAAGGCCGCUUUUGUGACAAAGUUUGUUCCAGUGGUUCAUAUGGUAAUGAUUGCAAUGAAAUAUGUACCUGUGCCAUAGAUGAACCAUGUGAUCAUAUGACAGGAGCCUGUAGAUGUAAUCCUGGGAUGACAGGGGAUUUAUGUGAACAAAGAUGUCCAGAAGGAACGUAUGGGGAAGAGUGUAGUCAGACAUGUAACUGUACCGGGCAAAACUUCGCGUGCAAUCACAUUAGUGGACAAUGUGUAUGUAAACCAGGACACCGAGGAAAACAUUGUUCAAGAGUUAUUAAGCCAACUAAGCCAAAUAAAAAACAUAGAAAAGGUAGAAAAACUCGUCAUAGGAGAAAGCUGAGACGAAAAGCUAAAUUAGAGUUGGAAAGAAAUGAAAGAUCGGCUUUUAAAUGGACUGGUUGUAAAGAAGGACAUUUUGGUGCUAACUGUGACCAGGGUUGUCAGUGUGAAAAUGAUGCUUUUUGUCAUAUCGUUACUGGAGCAUGUACGUGUAAAGAUGGAUAUAUUGGUCCUACUUGUACUGAGUCAUGUCCUUCCGGGAGGUACGGUCCAAACUGUGGUCUGACAUGCAACUGCCAGAAUAAAGGGUCAUGUGACACGAGAACAGGACAAUGCAUAUGUCCGCCAGGUUACAAUGGCAACAAAUGUCAAAAUAUGUGUGUGAAUGGAAGAUACGGGAUUAACUGCACUGGAAUUUGCCGCUGCUCAGAAAAUAGUCAUUGUGAUCAUGUAACUGGGCGGUGCAAUUGCAAUCUCGGAUGGAUGGGUGAAUCAUGUGAUCAGAUGUGUCCGCAGGGAAGAUUUGGUCCAGGUUGCAUUCAUACAUGCAACUGUCGUAACAAGGCCACAUGUGACCCUAUAUCGGGAUGUUGUGGUUGUUCCUCAGGUUUCUAUGGUCAAAGUUGUGAACUAGAGUGUCCUGUUGGUAGCCAUGGACCGUAUUGUUCAGAGGAAUGCGAUUGUGUCAAUGGAGGGAAAUGUAACGCCAUGACAGGCCAAUGUAAAUGUCCUCUUGGUUUUGUUGGAGAUCAGUGUGAAACGCAAUGUAAAAGAGGAACGUUUGGCCGCCAUUGUAGAGAGGCAUGUGAUUGUGGAGAAGCAGAAUGUGAUCACAUGACAGGAAACUGUAUUUGUCCUUCAGGAUCAACAGGUCCUGAUUGCAGAAAAGCAUGCAGCAAAGGUCGGUUUGGUCCCAAUUGUGAAUAUUUCUGUGACUGUGAUAAUGAAGGGACAUGCGAUCCUUCGUCUGGUUCCUGUAUAUGCCAAGAUGGAUUUAUAGGUCCGAAAUGUGAAUAUAACGCAGAUGACGACACCACAUUACAGAUGCAAUCUAUAUAUUUUACCUGAUGGUCCAAUCAGAGGUGAUAUACCAUGGGCUUUGCUAUAUUACAAUGAUGGAAAUAGAAAGAAGUGAACAAAGGGAGAUUAUUCUUAAAAUGGGAGAUAACUCUCGGCUGGGUGCUAAAAUGCAAUCUUUCAUUUUGACAUUGAUAUGAUCUCAUUAUAUAUUCGCUUUAAUAUUGUUUAACUGUGAUUUGUACAUAACUUAAAUGGAAGAAAGAUUCAUAUGCUAUGAUUUUUUCUAAUCUACACAAUUGUAUUUAAGAGAUAAACAUAGGUAAAGGGAGAUAAAUCUAUUGAAAAAAAUUAUGUAUUUGUAAUAGCCAGUUCCAUGCAUGCUUUUAAAGCAUUUAUGUAAAAAAAUAAUCUGAUUUCUCGGCAACUUGCUAUAUACAUGUAGUAUUUAGAGUGUUUAACACAAAUUUACAAGAUAUUUUCAAGAGUAAUAUGACUUUACCCAGGUCUUAAGACUAACACUGUGAAAGCAUUUCUUAUAGCGUAUUUCAAUUGACUUGGAACAUUCCUAAUUGCGAUCAAGAUGACAAAUUAAAUUGAAAAGUUUAACAUUAUUGUUAUUUCUAUAUACUAGUAUGCAAAUAGAUUAACUUAGGUGUGUUGUAAAUACGAAAGUAAUGUUAAAGUAUUAACGCAUAACAAAAGAUGAGCUUUAGUUUUUUUUUUAGGACUAAUUUAUUAUUGAUAAUUAUGUGUAUAAACUAAAAAUCCAAAUUUAAUCUAAUAAAAUACUCAUGUAUUUGUAUUAAUUUUAACCAUUGUCUAUACAAAAAUAUAUUUCUAGUCAAUGUGCA